Molecule: messenger RNA, 1655 nt
Organism: Melitaea cinxia (Glanville fritillary)
Lineage: Eukaryota; Metazoa; Arthropoda; Insecta; Lepidoptera; Nymphalidae
Product: putative nuclease HARBI1
Exons: 5
Coding region: 100-1500 (466 amino acids)
Source: RefSeq, a predicted model, not a curated record
ACUUAACCCUUUACGUCAAGUUCGUCGACUCUAGCUGCGUUUGUUAUAAAUGUGUAUUAAUUUUAAGUGAUUAAAAAAAUAUCGAAAUAAUCUAUCUAAAUGGCUGAUAAACCGCCUGAAGAAGGGUACAUAUCCGUAGUCGAUGAGGAACCGGUAUUUUUCGAGUUACUUAAAUGGGAUUCGUCGCAAACACAAAAACAACAUGAGCAGCGCAGUUUAGAAAAAGCAAAAAGUCCAGAGAAAAGCGUACCUAAGCCGAAGGACGAUUCAGAUCCGUUUGAUUUUAGUGAUAGCGCGUUUAUUGAAACGUAUAGAAUUUCAAAAGAUCUGGCGCGAAAUCUCUGUGAGGAGUUAAAACCAGUUAUGCCCGAUUCUACUAAAUCAAUGGAAUUCUCUGUUGAAAGCAAGGUUAUGGCGACCCUCGCUUUCUAUGCAACAGGUAAAUACCAGAAGUGGAUCGGAGGUAAGACAGAUCCAAGCAUAACUCAUUACUUUGUGUCGACAGCAGUCCUACAAGUAACGGAAGCUAUGAACCAUCCGACGAUUGUCAAAAAGUACAUACACUUUCCGCACUUGAGAAAUGAAAGAGAAAUUGUUAAAAACGGGUUUUAUAUGAAAUACAGUAUACCCAAUGUGGUUGGUUGUGUGGAUUGUGUACAUGUGCCCAUCGCUAGACCGGAUGAGGAUCAAAAGAAGCACUUCAACAAAUCAUACCAUUCCAAGAAAGUACAAAUUAUAAGCGACAGCAACCUUAACAUCUUGAGCGUAGACGCUAGUUCGGGAGGAGCGUUGUCUCACGAUGCCAUAUUAGCUAAACACGCCGUUAGAGUCGACCUCACUAGCCUCAACCAAGCCCGGGAGCCCUGCUGGCUGUUGGGUGGUCCACAUUACUCACAGAAACCCUACAUAAUGGUACCGGUUCCGAAGAUUACAAAGAAAACACCAAUUUCACCAGAGAAGUACUACACGAACAUACACGCACAAGCGCAUAAUACGGUUAUGGAGACGAUAAAGCAACUGAAGUCAAGAUGGAAGUGUCUCCAAGCGUCCUGUAACAAGCAGUUUGACCCGAAUACGGUAGCGAUGAUGGUAGUUGCCUGUUGUAUCCUUCAUAAUAUAUGUAAUUUACACGGCUUGCCAGUUGUGCAAAUGACUCAAACAGAGGAAAGAUUAGAAGCGAUGAAGCAGAGGGUAGCUAAUGCUCCGAUAUCCAGGAAACAAGUGGAAGAUCCAAGCGGAGUCCAGGCGAGGGCAGUUUUGAUCGAACGGUUAUGGAACGAAAGGAGAGUUACACCGGAAUCCUGCUCAAAUUUAAAGAAAAGAAUGUCGAAAAAGGAUAGGAUAUUAGAAUCUCAGCCCCAUCCCCAUCCCCAUCCUCAUCAAAUGGUACAACCGCAGACUGUCCACGAGGACCCCAAAAGGCCCCGGCUGGUUAUGAAUAACCCAUACGGUUUGGGGGUCAGCGUUGCUCCCAGUUGGGGUCAUUAUCCCCAACACUAAUGAAUCUCAUCAGUAUUAUUUUUAGAUCUGUAAAAAUACAUAGAUACAUAUAAUCACGCCUCUUUCCCGUAGGGCUACGCAGGAGACCACUUCUUUUCACUUGCUACAAUCCUUACAUACUUCUUUCGCUUCGUCCACUUUCGUUAUUCCCUUCA